AUGGGGGCGAGCAUAAGCAGAGGGGAUAACGAUUUGGCUGGGGGUGGAGGUGGGGGUGGGGUGGAAGACUACCAUGAAAUGAAGAACGGAAAUCGAAGAUCAAAAGGAAGAAGGGAGGAAGGUCUUACUGAAAAGGAAAGCACCGACGAUGAACUCAGGUUGAGAAGCAAGAAAAAAGAAGAUGAGGACGAGGAAGGUGAUGAGGCGAAGGGAGAAGUCUGUACUAAUGACAACAAGCGCCGUGUCUCCGCCGCCGCCGCUACCUCGUCGCCCCGCCUCCUCUCGUAUCUGCACCGGAAUCAUCCGAUGCUUCCUCGUAACUGCAGAUACGGCGGCGGCGGCCUCACGUCCUCCUCCUCCCGAAGGGACGUGCUCUACUGCUGCGGCCACUGCGGUUACGCGUUGAACCUGAGCUCGUCGGAUCGCGACACAGCCAACAUCGGCGCCGAGUACGGGAGGUUCAUCAGGAAGGGCGUCGUCUCCUUCGCCACCAUCGACGAGAGCAGGUUCACGCAGACCGACGAUCUCCGCUGCCUGCCCUACUUCCGCUCUCCGCGAUCCUGGGGCAUCCGCCGCCGCCGGACGCGCCUUCUCUGCCGUGGGUGCGGCCUCCUCAUCGGCGUCGCCACCUACGCCGGCGACGAAUUCGCCGCUUCUUCGCCGUCCGGCGGCUCCUCUUCGGAGGGCAACGACGCGGAGACCACCUCCGGAAGCUUCCGGAAAUACAAGAUCAGGAUCGGCGCCUUGCAGCCCUCCGACGACGACGCAGCCGCUCCCUUCUUCACUUGAAAAACCCUCUUUGUUUUCAGUUUUUGAUCGAUUAAUUUUCUUUCUGCUUAUGGUAAAUUAUAUAUUAUAUUCCUUGUAAUUGUAGAAAUAGAUAGUUAGCUUGUAAAUAUGGAUUUGGUUAUACUUCUGCUAUGUUUGUCAAAAACAUUGUAUUAAGCUCUUCAAAUUAAGUUUCUU
Zingiber officinale is the source of this 966-nucleotide messenger RNA. RefSeq lists its product as uncharacterized. The coding region runs from base 1 to 789 and encodes 262 amino acids. The record is from RefSeq and is a predicted model, not a curated record. The transcript is spliced from 4 exons. NCBI's taxonomy places the organism in Eukaryota, Viridiplantae, Streptophyta, Magnoliopsida, Zingiberales, Zingiberaceae.